GUCUCGUCUGUGGUACAGUGUAUGUAAGGGCGCUCAGUUGAUCUGGCGCAGCUGUGUGCACUGCAGCCGACGCAAAGUGGUGAGACGGACAGCGCAGCCGCAGCAGAACAGGCGCGGACACACAGCAGCAGCUAUGGCAGACGAAAAACCCAAGGAGGGAGUGAAGACGGAGAACAAUGAGCACAUCAACCUGAAGGUGGCAGGACAGGAUGGCUCAGUGGUGCAGUUCAAGAUCAAAAGGCACACUCCUCUCAGCAAACUGAUGAAAGCUUAUUGUGAACGGCAGGGGCUGACAUUGAGACAAAUACGAUUUCGAUUUGACGGUCAGCCCAUCAAUGAAACAGACACACCCUCGCAGCUAGAAAUGGAGGAUGAAGAUACAAUUGAUGUGUUCCAACAGCAAACUGGAGGCUCUUCUCUCUAAAGACUGUUUCCUACAGACAUCCCUACCUCCCCCUCUCAUACCUGAACAUGCCCAGUCUUCAAAUGCUCAUGACCAGUGUUGAUACCAUCUAGUGGAAAACUCUUACAAAAUGCUCAAAGGCAGCAGCAACAGCACAGUUGGUGUACCUAGAUUAAACACACCGUCUUAUGUAUGUUAACAUGUAUGAACUGUGCAGUGGAGACGACCUGUAAGCUGCAGCUAAUGCGCUGAAGAAAUUAAAAGUUUCUCAUGAUCUUUUCUUUUUUUCUGGACGUUUUGGAAGAAAAACACCUUGGUCCUUUUGUUUUUAUACUUAUGUUAUUGAGGUUCUGAUUCAGAUGGAAUUUUGUUAUUAUUGUUAAGUAAGCCUGCAUUUUAAAUUCACAUCUGUUGAUAUGAAAAUGUAUUAUUGGAAUAAAUUGAGUCUUUUUUUAAACACA
This is a messenger RNA of Acanthopagrus latus (yellowfin seabream), 864 nucleotides long. It is a transcript of the gene sumo2a, whose product is annotated as small ubiquitin like modifier 2a. NCBI's taxonomy places the organism in Eukaryota, Metazoa, Chordata, Actinopteri, Spariformes, Sparidae. The coding region runs from base 134 to 424 and encodes 96 amino acids. The record is from RefSeq and is a predicted model, not a curated record. Gene Ontology annotation, biological process: protein sumoylation. Gene Ontology annotation, molecular function: ubiquitin-like protein ligase binding; protein tag activity. The transcript has 4 exons. Gene Ontology annotation, cellular component: nucleus.